AUGUUAGUGGUAAAAUUAAUUGUUUGUUUAUUAAUUCUUUACAAAUGUGGGUGUUCUCUUGUCAUCAAAUCAUGCAGCGAUUGUAAGCUGAUUCGCCAGUGUCCAAAUGUAAAGAAUAUACCUAAGGAGAAAAUCACAGAAAAAUUGACAAAUUCAUUUUGUGGACGUACAAUAGAUAAUGGAAAAAGAGCAAUUAAGAUUUGCUGCUCCGACUUCGCUGUACCUGAGAACCUAAAAUUGUUUUCGAGGCUUCUGCCUGAAUUACAAAUUAUUGAUGAUACUAAUUAUGAUACAAAUAACAUUGAUAAUCAUACAAAUAUAAAAUUACUUCCGGGCAAUUGUGGCCAAAAGCUUGAUGAUCGCAUUGUUGGAGGAAAUGAAACAGCUAUAUACGAAUUUCCUUGGAUGGCACUUAUCUAUCAUAAAGAUAAUAAUGGACACGUAAUAUUGGAUUGCGGAGGAUCCGUAAUUAGCUCUAGAUAUAUUUUGACUGCUGCCCACUGUGUCUUUGAUAAGACGAUCACGGGUGUACGUGUUGGUGAUUUUAACAUCCGAAAACAAACAUAUUGUCAAGGAGUAUAUCCGAAUUAUGUAUGCCAAUCAAAACCGCAGGAAUUGCGAGUUGAGAAAUCAAUAGUUCAUAAGGAAUACGGCAAGCACCCUAACUUGAUAAAUGAUAUCGCAUUACUUCGAGUUAACAAAUCGAUAGAUUUUUCCUUGAAAAAUGCCAAACCGAUUUGUUUGCCGGUAUGGAAAGAGAUUCGUAAUAUAAACCUCAGUGGAAAGGCUUCUAUAGUCGCAGGUUGGGGUCUUAUGGAUGGCGGAAAACGGUCAGAUAUACUUCAAAAAGUAACUAUACCUAUAAUGCCAGAAACCGAAUGUGUUAAUUACUUUGAAAGAGACUUAAACCCAAAGCAAAGUUCACAUAAGUCUUUUUGCGCUGGUGAAACAGGAAAAGAUGCCUGUAACGGCGAUUCUGGAGGUCCCCUUAUGAUAUUUGAUGAAUAUAAAGACAACUACCGUAUAAUUCAAUACGGCAUUGUGUCUUACGGCUCGAAAAUGUGCGGCUAUGAGGCGCCGGGAGUGUAUACUGAUGUUUCCAAAUAUAUGAAAUGGAUUUUAGACAAUAUUGAAGAA
Messenger RNA from Brenthis ino (lesser marbled fritillary), 1137 nucleotides. The record is from the annotation of a GenBank genome assembly. NCBI's taxonomy places the organism in Eukaryota, Metazoa, Arthropoda, Insecta, Lepidoptera, Nymphalidae.